CGUCCAGGGAAAAUGCACUAACUGCUUGAAUGUCAAAAGCAGACAGUGAAACUUCUGGAGAAGACAGCUGGUGAGAGGUUGAGCCUGACAUUUCCCAGGAACAGAGUGAGCUGGCCCAGGAGUAACAGCACACAGGAUAGGGCCCUGAGCAAAGCUUCGUUGGCAUCAUGCUUGGCUUAAAGAGGAUUGGGUGGGGCUGCCUCCCAAAGGACACUGUUAUCCACAAAAGAGAGAAAGCUGGACACACAUACCAAAAAGAAGACUUGAUGAUUGGUGUGCCUAACGAAGCCACAGUUCUUGGGACCAUCCAGAUACUAUGUGCCCUGAUGAUUGGAAGCCUGGGGGGCAUUUUGGUGGCAGCUUCCUACUCUGCCUACUUCACCCCAGAAGUCUCCACCACUUUGAUGUCUGGGUAUCCAUUUGUUGGAUCCCUGUGUUUUGCCAUUGCUGGAUUUAUCUCGAUUAUCUCUGGGAAAAUCUCAACCAAACCUUUUGCACUGAGCAGCCUGGUCUCCAAUGCAGCAAGCUCUGCUGUUGCUGGAAUCGGCCUCUUCCUCCUCACCCAUAGCCUGAUAGCCCUCCGGAGUGCCUUUCCACACUGUAAUUCCGAAAAGGAAUUCCUGUCCUUGCUGACUCAUUUGGAAUCCCACCUGUGGAUGAAUGAAGGCAACUGUCACCUGGAUGAUGUCAGUGCUAUAAGUGCUCUGUCCGUGAUGCUCAUCUUCACUGCGCUGGAGCUUUCGUUAGCUGCAUACAGUUCUGGCUUUUGGUGGAAGCAAGUCUACUCCAACAAGCCUGGGGGUACAUUUUUCUUGCCUCAGUCACAAGAUCAGACCCAACCUGUUAAAAGCAGUUUGUUGCAGUCAUGGAUAUGAAAUACAGAAGAAGAAGGAAGAAAUCCAGUGUUCAUGCAGAACACAGGGACUUUCCUGAAAUCUCAG
Molecule: messenger RNA, 941 nt
Organism: Psammomys obesus (fat sand rat)
Lineage: Eukaryota; Metazoa; Chordata; Mammalia; Rodentia; Muridae
Gene: Ms4a7
Product: membrane spanning 4-domains A7
Exons: 7
Coding region: 168-875 (235 amino acids)
Biological process (GO): cell surface receptor signaling pathway
Cellular component (GO): trans-Golgi network; plasma membrane
Source: RefSeq, a predicted model, not a curated record